GUCACAGGAAACAUAUAGACAAUUAAGGCUGACAUUGAUGGAAUAUGAAGAGAAGAUAAAAGAGAAGGACUCAGAACUGGAGGAGAUGAAGAAGAUGGAAGAGAUGCAGCUGAAGGAAAAAGACCAACAAGUGGAGGAGGUUAACAAUGAAUACAGUAAACUUGCUCAACAGUUGAGUGAAUUGAAGUUUGAAAUGGAGGGACUGCAAACAAAAAUCUCACUCCUGAAGACUGAGGGAGGAGAGACCUCAGAUACAGACACCAGAGUUACACUGAAGAGGAGUCAGAGCAUACAGAGAAGAAACAGCAUGGAGGAAACUCCAACUAUGGGAGGAGAGAGCAGCAGUCCAGACUCCCCAGUGUCUCCCAGUGGGUCUGAGCUGAGACUGGUGCUUCUGGGGAGGACUGGUGCUGGGAGGAGGGCAGCAGGAAACACCAUCCUGGGCAGAGAGGAGUUUGGGGCCCAGGCCAGCCCCUCUGCAGUGACCCAGAGGAGUGUGAGGAGAGAGGGGGAGGUGUGUGGGAGACGCCUGGUGCUGGUGGACACUCCAGACUGGUUCUGUCCUGGACUCUCUCUGGAGGAGAUCAGACAGGAUGUGGGUCUCUGUGUCCAUCUGUCUGCCCCGGGACCCCACGCCUUCCUCCUGGUCAUACCAGUGGAGCCCUCCAAGGAGGAGGAGAGAGGGGUGCUGGAGAGAAUGGAGGAGAUGUUUGGGGAGGGGUGUUGGGGACACACUGUGAUUCUAUUCACCCAUGAUGACAGCCUGAAAGAGCAAAGCAUUGAGGAGUUUCUCCAAGCAGGGAGUCAGGACCUCCAGGAGGUUGUAGAGAAGUGUGGGAGAAGAUACCAUGUCCUCAACAUUAAGGACAGGACCCAUGACACUCAGGUCCCAGAGCUACUGGAGAAGAUAGAGGAGAUGGUGUCAGGAAACAGAGAGAGCUUCUACUGCAGUCUGACCUACCAGGAGGCAGAGGUCCAGAUCAGAGAGAUGGAGAAAAGGAUACAGAAGAAGAAAGUGGAAAAUAAACAGAGGGAGGAAAGAGUGAGAAAAGAGAGGUUUGAGAGGGAACUACAGGAAUCUCUGAAGGAGAAAGAUGUAGUAAUACAGAACCUCAAUGGAGAAAUUACAAUACUGAAGGAACGAAUUACUGAUCUAGAGAGACAACUGGAAGAAGAGAGGGAUGAGGAGAAGAAGAAAGAACUGGAGGAGAAGUUAAAUGCAGAGCGUGUAAAGAGAGAGGAGAUGAUGAAAGAUCUGGAUGUAUUUAAAGAGGAGAAAGAAAAUGAAAAGAAGGAGAUGGUGAAGAAACACAAGCAGGAGAUUGAGGAGAUAAUGGAGAAAUUUGAAGGAGAAGCCAGAGUUGACGCAGAGAGAAACCUGAUGAAGAUAGUCCUACCUGAGUUACAGACAAACAUCAUGAUGUUUAGCACAAAGAUGAAGACAGAGUUCAGAAAACAGAUAAAGGAGAAGGAUACACAGAUAGAGGAGAAGGAUAGACAGAUGAAGGAGAAAGACAGACAGAUAGAGAGACUAAAAGCGGCAUUUCAAAUGGGCAGUGAAGUUCACUUACAGUUCAACAGAUGGAUGGAGGAGUUAAGCAGAGAGAUGGUUAUAGCAGAAUGA
Esox lucius (northern pike) is the source of this 1624-nucleotide messenger RNA. RefSeq names its product GTPase IMAP family member 7-like. The coding region runs from base 38 to 1624 and encodes 528 amino acids. Gene Ontology annotation, molecular function: GTP binding. Lineage: Eukaryota; Metazoa; Chordata; Actinopteri; Esociformes; Esocidae. The record is from RefSeq and is a predicted model, not a curated record. The transcript is spliced from 4 exons.